This is a messenger RNA of Chiloscyllium plagiosum (whitespotted bambooshark), 5600 nucleotides long. NCBI's taxonomy places the organism in Eukaryota, Metazoa, Chordata, Chondrichthyes, Orectolobiformes, Hemiscylliidae. The record is from RefSeq and is a predicted model, not a curated record.
AAAGCAAAAAGUAACAAAACCAGAAAGUAUGAAGCAUGUGAAAGAAAAAUCUACAGAGAAAGGAAAACCAAAAGUAACAAAAGCGGAAACCAUGAAGCAAAAAAAACCAAAGCCUGCAAAAAAAGAGACAGAUUCCGCGAAGAAAAUUAAACCGAAACCCACAGAGAAAGCAAUAAAGCCAAAAGUAAAAGAGGCAGAGACCAAGAUGAAAGUGAAACCAAAAUCUGCAAAGAAAGAGGCAGAUACUGUGAAGCAAGUGAAACCUCAAACUGCAAAGAAAGAGGCAGUCACCAAGAAGCAAGUAAAACCAACACCUACAAAGGAAGCAUUAAAGCCAAAAGUAACAGAUGUUGUGAAACAAGUGAAACCAAAAGUUGCCAAGAAAGAAGAAGAAACUAUGAAGCAGAUGAAACCAAAACCUGCAACGAAAGAAACUAUGAAGCAUGUGAAACCAAAACGUAAAGAGAAAGCUAAACCACAACUCCCCAAAUUAUCAGCUGGUUCAACAAAGCAAACAGCAGCAAAGAAACCUUCUCCGGUAAAUGUAGAACCUUCCAAACUUGCUGUCAAAACAGAGACACCUACUGUCCUCAAAGCAGGGCAAAGUUCAGUUGCAAGGAUGAAGUCUCCAGCAAAUCUGCGAUUCUUCCAGUGCGUGUCCCUUGAUUCUCCCAAUGGAUAUGGGCCUAUGUCAAACAUUUUCUCAUCUCUCCAAAGUCCUGCAAUAAACAAACAAAGCCUCAAGCAGAGUGGAGAUUCUGAAAGGAAAGUCAGAUCUCCUGGACAUUAGAUAAACAGAUAACGAGACUACAUGGGAAACUAUUCUGCACAUUUUAUACUGAAACUUUCAGUUCUCCUGCUCUGCUCUGUUUGCAGAGCUGUAUUCACAGAGAUCACUGAGAAGAACAAAAUACUUCAAUGUUGACUACAGAUAUGUAAAGCAGGAAAGAUAAUCAGUUUGAAUGGACUGUAAUAUUACUUCAGGUUGGAAGACUUAAAUAUUUAACACCUGUCAAUCCUGCAGUGCUACAGCAUUAAAUUGCUCCUAACAGCUAUAUGAAAUACUGACAAGUGCCUGCAUCUCUUAACUCCUCUUCAUGGCUUCUUGCAAGCUCCAAGGUGUUAUAGAAACAUAGAAUCACUACAGUGUGGAAGCAGGCCAAUUCGUCCAUCAAGUCCUCACCAACCCUCUGAAGAGCAUCCCAACCAGACUCAUCCCCCUGGCCUAUACCUGUAAUCCAACAUAUCCAAUGGCUCAUCCACCUAACCUGCACACCUUCGGACUGUCAGUUUAAAAUUGCCUUUCAAAUGCUCGUAAAACGCAACAUCCCUGUAGCUAUGAUUUUAUUCAUUUCAAGCUACUUGUCUUUAAUGAUUUGUUAAUUGCCUGAUAUGCAGAAAACUAACAUUUAGAUGGUCUUUCUCCCUCUUCCAUUUCUACUUUAAGCAGGGAAAAUGUGAGUUCCAUCAGAAUUCUUGUUUAUCUGCUCCAAUUAUUCUUGUGCUUUUACUCAAUGAAUUCUGAAUAAUGCUACUACAGAUACAAUAUUCAAUAGUGUGUAUAAACUGUGAAGGGUUUCCAAUAAUCUCUAUAUAUUAUAACAAAUGCCAAUGGACAACAAAACUGUCCAUCCAAAUUUUCAGUGUGAUAUUAGUAUUGACAAUAUGCUCUGAAGCAUUAGAUUUAAAACAAAAUUUUCCAGAAAGCAGAUUGUUUUUAUGGCAUUAAUUGCCCUUCAGCAAUCAAAAGCACUGUUGUGAUUAACUACCAGAUGGAAACCUUCACACAGAACACUCAGUAUUUUACUUAUCCUAUCCAAAAGCUUUGAUGUAUUUAUUCUGACAGUGCAUGGUUUUGCUGGAAAUGACUUCACUUUCUGCUCCCUGCUUCUGCAACUGUAUUUUCGUACAUUCUAUUAUGCUCUGAAAAAGAAAAUGCAGUUAUUUGUCAGCAUGUGACUUGAAUUAUUCUUUAAAGCAUGCAAUUAUUUAAAACAAGGAGAAAUAUCACAAUCUGGAUUUAGGCAACUGUUGCAGAAGCACAGAUAGCAAAUUUGUUUUUGGAGCAUGGAAGGUCAUGAUUUGGUGAUCUGUGUAUUCUUGUGCAUUACUGAAUGCCAACAAGAAUCAUAAAAGAGAUGAAAGUGUUGUAUUUAUUGCAGACAACUGCAUCUGACUUAAAUCUAAAGUAGUCAGAAUUUUGCUUGAUUCUGAUUUCGUUCUAGUUCAGAAAGAUUUAUCAAGAUUCAAGAGAAAUGGUACCAACGAUGCACUAAUAGAUAUAUUUUCAUUUGGAAAUAAGUAUUCUAAAUCUUUUUUACACAAUUUAUAGUAGAGAUUUAUAGAUAUUGACAUUGCUUGCACUCAAUGACACAAACUUUAAAGAUUUUGAUUUUUGCUUUAAUUUGUACAGUUACAAGGCAAUAUUAAAAUAGUAACGAAACCAAAGCAUCUCAAUCUACUUAAAAACUAUGCUUGCAUUUCUUCAUGUUAAUUGUGACUAUUGUUUAUCAAUGUACUUGCAAACAAAUUGCCUUGUAAAUGUAUUUAUGAUAAAUUAUUUUGUAACAUCUACACGUGUGAUUAUGGACAGGAACUUCAGUUCUGAGACAUAUGCCAAAGCACUUAGACUUUAAUGGCAUCUCUAAGAAGGUCCCUAGUCACGCAAAAAUGGAAAUAAGAUGGAAAAUGCUGUUUAUAAUUCAUAUUAGAUUUGUAAAUCUAAUUAAGUAAGACAGUUGGACAAUAAUUAAUUUUUACUAUCCGGUGUUAAAGAAGAGUUGAUAACACUAGCUUAGCACAAUGGGUAGUGCAGAAUCAAUGACAUGCUAUUUGCAGUUGGAUAAGAUUUGUGUUAUUUGUAUGAUAAAUUUAAGUCAUGAAGAACACAGCCUUCCAAUUGCUGCGGUAUAAAUCUGAUGAAAUCCUGUCAUGAAGAUGGGGGCAGCCAUGUCUGCCCAUAAGGAAAUAAAAAAAACAUAUGAGUUUGACAGAGAGGUAUGAUUAACAGGAUAAGAGAGACUGAAGAAAAUAUUUGACAAAAGGAAAUUGUAAAUGUUCAGAUUGGUGGUGUGAAAACACUAUUUAUGAUCAAGAGAAGCUCCUUAACCUAUGAACCUUCAAGGUUAUGUUGAUCAGUGUAAACAAUAAUGUUGAGAUAUGUGCUAAGGGGAAGAUGAGAGCAAGUUUUAAUUUUCAGGGAUGAUGAUCUAAGAAAUAAAAGGGAAAGAUAGCACUUUUAAAGUGUACUAACAGGUUCUGUUUUUGAAUCUGUGGCUGUGAAUUUGAAUUUUCUAUAAUUAUUGCUGUUCAAUUGCCUGAAAGUCACAUGUACACUAGCUUUUAAAAGCAUUGAACAGCUGAGUAACGGUCAAGUUUCUACGAAAGUAUAUAGUGACUACAACUAUUAGCUUAUGUUUUGUGUAUAUAAGACCAAGAAUUUCAAGGAGACUGUUCUAUUAAUGGAAGCACGCCAGAGUAGAAUAAACAUUUGACUAUGGAGUCGGAUUGAAUGAUGGUGGAAUAAGAUUGUUUGCAUGGUCUGAGGUCUUUCUAGGGUGUUUCAGCAACAUCCUUUCCAUCCAGCUUUGCAAGGUGAAAAUGCCUACAGCUACUGCCUGAGGUGAUCACCUCCCCUCGACCCCCAGGCUAAAAAGAUAAAAUAUGAAAUACAGAAUGAGCUUUUCUGCUUCACAAUACAAGUUGACUGACACAUCCUAAUUAAUUACCUCAACCUGAAUAAGUUAUGGAGCCUUUCAAAGGCCAUCUAAGAGACCCGACACCAACUCUCAGACAUUAUUAUUCUGCUGAGGACUUUUAAAUAAUUACAGGGUGGAAGUCCUAAGUUUGUAUGGAAUUCCACCUGUUCUACCACUUGACUCAAGCUGUAGAUGCCGUCAUGUAUGUACAGCAGAACGAUGGAUUUCCAUUGAAGUGAGUUUCAGCUAAACUCUUAACUGACUGCAUCAGCUCAGCACUUUACCUGGACUGAAAUUUCAUAGUAAUUCAUUUAGAUUAUGUAAUCUAUUAAUGGAAAGCUAUGUGAGUUUAAGAUGAACUGCAAAACAAUGUCACUUUUGUGGUCAUUGAUAUUUUCAGAUUAUAUUUUUGAUUUGCUCUUAAAACUUCACUAAACAGUUUAUGUGUUAGAUUUAUUCACACAAAUGUUAUUAGUAUGAAAGAGAAUGAAGUAGAUCUUGAUUCAUGUAAAAUUGGGAGUAGACAGCAUGUCAUACAUCUCUCCUGAAGCAGAUGUAAACUGAGCUACGAACGUUCCAACCUUUACAUUACCCUGCAUAGUCAAGAUCUACCUUAACGCACUCUAAGAAUCAAAAAUUAUCUUAGGUUUAGUGCAUGAGAACAAUAGCACCAAAUGAAGGCGAAUACCUUACUUUUUAUGUGUCAUUAGGUUUUUGAUUUGAAUUAUGUUUAAGCAUCACCAUCUGUAGAUUUUGAGUGCAGAGUCAGAAAUAAUGAAAGGUGUCACUAUGUUCUAAACAAAGUUGUGUAAUGUCUUCAAAUUAAUUUACAGUUUCUCAUACUCCAUUAACAAAACAAAUGUAUAAAUGAAAGCUUGUUGUAAUUCCUACAGGUUCAUGUGCAUUUUUAAAAUCAAAGUAAAUCAAAAUUAUUAUUUUCUGUAAAUGAAUAUAAACAAAAAUAUGUUAAAUAUAGAAUAUCAAGGGAGAAAUAGUAGAAAGAAAGAAGCAUUGACAUAGUAAAAUGGGUUACAGAUUAUUUAAAUAAAGUCACCCAAUUAAAAAUGGUUGCAUUUAUAUAGGACCUUUGGUGACUCAAAGCAUUUUGCUUCCAAUUUGAAAAAAUAGUUCAAAUUUACAGUCACUGUAGCAAACAUAGCAGCCAAUUUUAUGCGCAGCAAACCCCACAGACAGUAAUGUGGUAAUAAUUCUAAGAUAUUGAUUCAGGAAUUGAUAUUGACCGCGACAUCAGCCUAAAUACAAUGCUCUUUUUUGAAAUAGUACCAUGUGAAGUUUUAUAUUGACCUGAACUGGCGAAAGUAGACAAAGCUUAGCAUCUGAACUGAAAAACAGAACCUUCAUCAGUGCAACACUACUGCAAUGCAGUGUCAUCCUCGAUUUUUGUGCAGAUAUAUAGCACAUCUAUCCAACAAAAAAACAAUGCAAACUAUGACCAGGAUGUUUACUGUUAUCUACAUGAUAUUUGUUGCCCUAGUAUCACCUUGACAUACAAGCUUUUCUCUCCUCCAAUUCCUAUGACCUACUACUCUUCUACUUUUGGGUUGGUUUAUAGUAUCAAGACUAUUGUGAUUUGAAAUGUACAAUGAUCUCUUUAUAUAAUUAAACAAAGCCCAGAACAUUAAAAAAAAACAUACUAUCCCAGAGUAUUCCUGUAUUGUCUAAAAGUCUUAAGGUGGGAAAUAAUCUAAGUGAUCUAAUUAGAGUUUGAGGUGUAACAAGGCUUCUGAAAUGAUUUCAAAUUAUUGUUCCCUUCCAUAAAAGUCCUCUCUUAUAGAGCUUCAUUAUUGUUCAACCCUCAGGCUCUAGGGUAGCACAGUGGUUAGCACUGUUGCCUCAUAGUGCUGGGAGAUCCAGAUUCAAUUUCAGUCUGGGGUGACUGUC